GCUUCAAAACAUCCAAUCAGGGGAGACUCUGAACCUGGUUUUCUUCUGAACUCACAAGUUCAUUAUCUCACUAUCACUUUGUCUGAACAGGAACGAUGAUCACACUCUUUGUCGCUCUUUCUCUUGCCACAACUGUGAAAACUUCUGAUGUCGAGGAUCUUCAAGUUCAAAAAGUCAAGCGUGGGGGAGAUGUAACCAUAAAAUGUGACAACUUAUACACUGAAGUUAAUUUUAUUUGGUUCAAACAGAGUUUUGGAAAAUAUCCUCAGGAAGUGGUGAAACAGGUGGAUAAAAGGAACAGAUACGGUGCACAAUUUAAUGAUGGACGCUUCAGUAUUAGUGAAGAUAAAAAACCGUUUAAUCUCAACAUUAAAGAAAUCAAAGAAGAGGAUUCAGGAACAUAUUUCUGUGCAGAACUGCGGGCAUCUUCACUACGCUUUUCAUCUGGAACCGUUUUGGUUGUUGAAGCUGAGGAGAAGAAACAACAUCCUCCGACUGUCACAGUGAUGGAGAACGGAGAGUCGCUCACACUCCAGUGUUCAGUACAAGUGUUUACUUCAAGCUGUGAAGGACAGAGUGUGUACUGGUUCAGACACGGCUCAGGAGAAUCUCAUCCAGGAAUCAUUUACACUCAUGGAGACGGCAGUGAUGAGUGUAAGAAGAGCUCUGAGGCUGGUUCUCCUACACAGAGCUGUGUCUACACUCUCCCCAAGAGGAACCUCACAACCUCUGAUAAUGGAACGUUCUACUGUGCUGUGGCUGCGUGUGGACAAAUCCUCUUUGGGAAUGGAAUUAAAGUGGAAGUAAAAGGUUCCAGUGACAAUACUGAUCAGAUGGAUUUGUUGUUCUGGCUCUCCGUUUUUAGAGUUGGAGUUCUUGCCUUCAUACUUAUUAUCUUUACAAUGUAUUACAAUGUUUUAAAAUUAAGAUCAAUUUAGAACUUAAUAUUUCAAGACAAAUCUAAUAAAUGCGUUACAUAAAGGGAAAAAAUGUUAGUUUCAACUUUUGCUAAUUGCUUUGUUUUUCUACCUAGAUUUAUUUUAUUUGGUUCAGAACUGAAAAAAAAAACAUUUAAAUAAAUAAAAUUUGUAAUGAAUAUAAAAUGUGUUAGUCCUCUUGAUUUAUGAGAUCUAUUACAUUUUCCAUCUUGGUAUGUGAUUUAUUUUUUUUAUUUUUUAAAAUGUUUUGUGAAAUAAACUGCAGCAUUUUUCCUUUAAUAUAUUUGACAAGAGCUGCAGUGAAUGAAUGGAGUGAAUUAAUACAAAUGUGACAGUACUAUUAAAUAGCAAUUAUUUGUUUUUCACUA
This is a messenger RNA of Ictalurus punctatus (channel catfish), 1306 nucleotides long. RefSeq lists its product as uncharacterized. NCBI's taxonomy places the organism in Eukaryota, Metazoa, Chordata, Actinopteri, Siluriformes, Ictaluridae. The transcript is spliced from 4 exons. The record is from RefSeq and is a predicted model, not a curated record. Gene Ontology annotation, biological process: response to bacterium. The coding region runs from base 96 to 938 and encodes 280 amino acids.